CAAUCGGCCGGCCUUUUGCAUCUCUGUCUCUCUCUCUCUCUCUCAGACACAGCUUGGAAGUUUCCACCUCCGCCAUAUCGAUACGGGAGACGCUCUCUCUCUCUCGAUGUUCAGUUGGAGAAAAACAAAAAAAUCAAGAAGCAGGACUCCGAGAUUUCCCACAAAAUCCAACGAAGAACUGAAUCACAGCCUCUCCAGUCACCACUCAAACCGAUCAAGUUCUCGUUAAUGAAGGCCACCAAAGCCCUCAACCCCUCUGUCAUCACCUUCGACCACAAGAGGGACGCCUAUGGGUUUGCUGUGAGACCUCAGCAUGUACAAAGAUACCGUGAAUAUGCUAGUAUCUACAAGGAGGAAGAGGAAGAAAGAUCAGAUAGGUGGAGGUCUUUUCUGGAAAGGCAAGCAGAGGCAGCUCAACUACCUGAAAAUGGAUUAUCAACCGAAGAAGACAAAAAAACCAAAGAUGCUGGAGCGUCAGAACAAGAAGCAGACACCAGCUCGGGGAAGGUAGUUGAAGGAGAUGACUUAAGUAGCCAGAAGCUUGGUUCAAAUGAUUUGGCUGAAAAUGGUGCCAGAAAGGAGGAGUUGCCUUCAGCUAAGGAGACAAAAAUUCACAAGGCCCAUAUUUGGACUGAGAUUAGACCCUCUCUUUGUGCCAUUGAAGACAUGAUGAGCAUUCGUGUAAAGAAGAAAACCAAUUUAUUAAAAUAUGAACAAUGCACUGGAAGUGGAAAGCCACUUGCUUCUCCCAUUGAGGAGGCUAGAUCCUCUAAAGGAGCAUCUGAGGAGGAUUCUGAGGAUGAGUUUUAUGACGCAGAGAGGUCUGAUCCUAUUCAAGAUGUUCCUCAGAGUGAUACUGUCAGUGCUCCUGCUACUGUUGCUGCUACUGAUGUGAUCCCUCCAGACUUAUUGUUUCCUUGGAAAGAAGAGUUAGAAGUUCUUGUUCGCGGUGGAGUGCCUAUGGCUCUCAGGGGGGAGCUUUGGCAAGCUUUUGCGGGUGUGAAGUCACGUCAUGUCGAGAAGUAUUACCAGGAUCUUCUAGCUCCAGAAAGUUAUUCUGGCAAUAGCACGGAACACAAUGGCAAGCAGUUGGACAAUAACAGUGAAGGAUUAACUACAGAUGCUGUAUGCAUUCCAGAGAAAUGGAAAGGGCAAAUUGAGAAGGAUUUGCCUCGAACAUUCCCGGGCCAUCCUGCUCUUGAUGUGAAUGGUAGAAAUGCUUUGAGGCGCUUACUUACAGCAUAUGCUAGACAUAAUCCCUCUGUUGGGUACUGCCAGGCCAUGAAUUUCUUUGCUGGCUUAUUACUUCUUUUGAUGCCUGAAGAAAAUGCUUUUUGGACCUUGCUGGCACUAAUUGAUGACUAUUUUGAUGGCUAUUACUCAGAGGAAAUGAUAGAGUCUCAGGUUGACCAACUUGUUUUUGAGGAGUUGGUGCGAGAGAGAUUUCCAAAAUUGGUCAAUCAUCUAGAUUACCAGGGAGUGCAGGUGGCUUGGGUUACUGGACCGUGGUUCCUUUCCAUUUUUAUGAACAUGCUUCCAUGGGAAAGUGUUCUUCGAAUCUGGGAUGUGCUUCUUUUUGAAGGAAACCGGGUCAUGCUAUUUAGGACGGCACUUGCUUUGAUGGAGUUAUAUGGCCCUUCUUUAGUUGCAACGAAGGAUGCUGGAGAUGCAGUUAGUUUGCUGCAAUCACUGGCUGGCUCAACAUUUGAUAGCAGUCAACUUGUGCUGACUGCUUGCAUGGGUUACCAAAAUGUAAAUGAAACUCGAUUGCAAGUCUUGAGAAAUAAACAUCGACCAGCAGUAACAACUGCACUUGCAGAAAGAUCAAAGGGGCUUCAAGUUUGGAGGAAUUCUCAGGGUUUGGCAUCUAAGUUGUAUGGGUUUAAGCAUGAUCCUAAAUCAAUGAUAAUAGAAGCCAAUAAAACAGAAAAAUCGCUUGAUGCACAAACAAAUGGUAGUUUAUCUCGUUCAGAGUCUGGGUCCACUAAUGCAGAUGAAAUCAUUAUUAGCCUUACUGGGGGUGAAGAGAUCGAUUCUGCCAAAGACCUUCAAGAGCAGGUGGGGUGGUUGAAGGUUGAAUUGUGUAAGUUGCUGGACGAGAAAAGAUCAGCUGUACUCAGAGCCGAGGAAUUGGAGACGGCUUUGAUGGAAAUGGUCAAGCAGGACAAUCGGCGGCAAUUGAGUGCCAGGGUUGAGCAGUUAGAGCAUGAGGUUUCUGAACUUCGCAGUUCCCUUGCAGAUAAGCAGGAACAAGAAAAUGCUAUGCUUCAGGUCUUAAUGCGGGUAGAGCAAGAGCAAAGGGUAACAGAAGAUGCCCGCAGGUUUGCUGAGCAAGAUUCAGCAGCACAAAGAUUUGCUGCUCAAGUGCUUCAGGCACCUACGUGGAUUUCAAGACAGAGAUAUGAGGUGUGGCAAGCAAAUCCAUUAGUAUCAGACUACCGGUUGCAAAAAGAAAAGUAUGAAGAGGCCACUGUUUCACUUUCUGAAAUGGAGAAGAGAGUGGUUAUGGCAGAAUCAAUGCUGGAGGCUACCUUGCAGUACCAAUGUGGCCAAGUUAAAGCACAACCCUCUCCACGAUCUUCACACCCAGAUUCUUUAACAGUAGGAAGCAAUCAAGAGUCUACGCAAGAUCUGCCUGCAAGAAAAACUGGCUUGCUAGCUCGCCCUUUUGGACUUGGCUGGCGAGAUCGGAACAAGGGGAAACAAACUAACAUUGAGGAGCCAAUUGAUGGUGGAAAAUCUACCAGUGAGGGACAGAGUCCCAGUCCACAAUGUCAGUUCAGGUAGCAGCAGAUAGAUUUUAGUUUUCUUAUCUUUAAAUUUGAUUAGACACCUUCAUUGAGCACAUAGCCAUUCAUUAUUUGUUUGUCCAUUAAAUAGUUGUAAUAAUAGGACAGUGAAGUAAGAAAAAACAUCAGAUCGGUGGUAACGUAAUUGUAUAAUCUUUGCAAAUUUGCAAUAGUAUCUUGUGUUGCUUGCUUCGACCAAGCUUGAAGUUUCUAGGAACAUGUUUUCCUGCACUCUCUGCAUAUUAGUUGGCAACCGUAUAAUAUUUAUAUCCAGUGUCUUGUAUUGCUUCA
Molecule: messenger RNA, 3080 nt
Organism: Carya illinoinensis
Lineage: Eukaryota; Viridiplantae; Streptophyta; Magnoliopsida; Fagales; Juglandaceae
Product: ecotropic viral integration site 5 protein homolog
Exons: 19
Coding region: 229-2787 (852 amino acids)
Source: RefSeq, a predicted model, not a curated record